Zea mays is the source of this 1419-nucleotide messenger RNA. RefSeq lists its product as uncharacterized. The record is from RefSeq and is marked validated. The coding region runs from base 763 to 1401 and encodes 212 amino acids. The transcript has a single exon. Lineage: Eukaryota; Viridiplantae; Streptophyta; Magnoliopsida; Poales; Poaceae.
UGCACCGACGGCCGCUCCGCCCGGGCUCGCGCCCCGGGUUUUGCGGCGGCCGCCGCGCCCUCCUACUCAUCGGGGCAUGUCGCUCGCCCAGAUGGCCGGGUGUGGGUCGCGCGCUUCAGCGCCAUCCAUUUUCGGGGCUAGUUGAUUCGGCAGGUGAGUUGUUACACACUCCUUAGCGGAUUUCGACUUCCAUGACCACCGUCCAGCUGUCUUAAUCGACCAACACCCUUUGUGGGUUCUAGGUUAGCGCGCAGUUUGGCACCGUAACCCGGCUUCCGGUUCAUCCCGCAUCGCCAGUUCUGCUUACCAAAAAUGGCCCACUUGGAGCUCCCGAUUCCGUGGCACGGCUCACCGAAGCAGCCGCGCCGUCCUACCUAUUUAAAGUUUGAGAAUAGGUCGAGGGCGUUGCGCCCCCGAUGCCUCUAAUCAUUGGCUUUACCCGAUAGAACUCGUGUGGGCUCCAGCUAUCCUGAGGGAAACUUUGGAGGGAACCAGCUACUAGAUGGUUCGAUUAGUCUUUCGCCCCUAUACCCAAGUCAGACGAACGAUUUGCACGUCAGUAUCGCUUCGAGCCUCCACCAGAGUUUCCUCUGGCUUCGCCCCGCUCAGGCAUAGUUCACCAUCUUUCGGGUCCCGACAGGCGUGCUCCAACUCGAACCCUUCACAGAAGAUCAGGGUCGGCCAGCGGUGCGGCCCGUGUGGGCCUCCCGCUCGUCAGCUUCCUUGCGCAUCUCAGGUUUCUGAACCCGUCGACUCGCACGCAUGUCAGACUCCUUGGUCCGUGUUUCAAGACGGGUCGGAUGGGGAGCUCGCAGGCCGUUGCGGCGCAGCGCCCCGAGGGGCGCGCCAGAGGCGCGCGGAUACCGUCCGCGCCGACGACGGCUGCCGGGGGCGCCUAGGGCCCCCGGGCUUUGGCCGCCGGCGCGGGCGACAACGGUCCACGCCCCGAGCCGAUCGGCGGACCAGCAGGAGCCGUUCCGCAUACGGCCGGGGCGCAUCGCCAGCCCCCAUCCGCUUCCCUCCCGGCAAUUUCAAGCACUCUUUGACUCUCUUUUCAAAGUCCUUUUCAUCUUUCCCUCGCGGUACUUGUUCGCUAUCGGUCUCUCGCCUGUAUUUAGCCUUGGACGGAGUUUACUGCCCGAUUUGGGCUGCAUUCCCAAACAACCCGAAUCGUUGAUGGCGCCUCGUGGUGCGACAGGGUCCGGGCCGGACGGGGCUCUCACCCUCCCAGGCGUCCCUUUCAAGAGAACUUGGGCCCGGUCCGUCGCUGAGGACGCCUCUCCAGACUACAAUUCGGGCGGCGAGGCCGCCCGAUUCUCAAGCUGGGCUGCUCCCGGUUCGCUCGCCGUUACUAGGGGAAUCCUCGUAAGUUUCUUCUCCUCCGCUUAUUUAUAUGCUUAAACUCAGCGGGUAGUCCCG